This is a messenger RNA of Symbiodinium sp. CCMP2456, 1566 nucleotides long. NCBI's taxonomy places the organism in Eukaryota, Dinophyceae, Suessiales, Symbiodiniaceae. The record is from the annotation of a GenBank genome assembly.
AUGGGAGACCCGGCAUCUAAGGUGAUGGAGUCGUGGAGGCAUCGCUUUGAUAUGAUCCACGCCUGCAUUCGUAUGAUCGCCAAGGAGGGCCAUGGACUUCGUCCAGAGGUUCUCACCUUUUCAGCCUUGUCCCCUGGGAAGUGCUUGAUCUAUGACGUACACAGUUUCCGUGCCCACAAUGCGUGGCAGAGGAAGAAUGUCCUGACAGAAUCGACCACCCUCGGGAUAGCCCUGCAAGUAGAGCGUGGCCAGCUGGACAGCAACUGCGGGGUGCAGGUGCGGAGUUUCGACGGGGACUCCGGAAGAGCCACUUAUCUCAAGAACUUCGCCAGAAAGGUGGUGCGCCAAGCCCAGAACGAGGAGGGCGCAGCAGCUCUACUGGUGGUGGACCCGGACGGUGUGGAAGUCGCCUCUUUUGGGUUGGGUGGCCGCGGCUUUUUUGCCUCCCAAGCAAAGGAGGACCCGAUACGACAGGUGCUCGUCUUGCUAGGCCCAAUCGACAAGAACAUCCCAAACGACCGCAGGGACCUCAUUGAGGCCUGCAUGGAAGGAGGCUGUGACGGGCCUCUGCGCUUGGCUUUCACAUCCUGGAGACUGCCAAAUGCAGCAGUUGGUGACCUGUUGAUGCAGCAUGACAGGUGUGAGCUACUCCCUCUGCUGGAGGAUCUCCGUGCCGUGGGUGAAGAGCAGUACAAGCUUUUCUUGAAGAGCUUUCAGAUGACGCUCCAGGUCAUGGCCCUGAAUGCCGGCCAGCCCGGCCUGGUCAAAGCCUUCCACGAGGCUGCGAUUCAGAAGCCGGUGGAGGAGUUUCCGCUGAGGCCCAGACCUCCGCAGCAUCCCCCUCCAGCCCACCUCAAGGCCAGGAGCACGGCCGACCAUCUGGCCGAAAAGGAGACUCUCCAGGCCUCCGGCUCCUCCCUCCCGGAACCCGCUGAGGCCUCGGAACCCCCGGAGCCACCGAAGACGCUGCGGAUGCUACCCACAGCCAAGAAGAGGCCCUUCAGGGAUGCUGCGGAUGAUGAGAUAGGAGAUUUCAUCAAGAAAGUUGAUGAAUGUGAGAUGGAGAAAUUGGUUAGCUGCUGCAGCUUCUGGCCCCAAAUGCCCUGGCGACCCGCAAAAGUGGGAAUCUUCAUCGCACCAGACAGUCGCGAGCUCGUCUUGCGAUGUGAAGCUGAUGGCGCAGGCCAAGCGGUCUUCCGCUUGGGGCAGCUCCGAAGCCUCCGAUGCCUCAGCACGCGGCCGCCGGCCUUGGAGUUGUAUUUUCGGAGCCUUGGCCAUCGACUGCAGCUGCGAGCGUCCGAUCUUUCCGAGAAGCCAAGUGAAGUAAGUUGGGCACGAUUCCAGCUCUUCCAUGCCUUCAUCGCGUGUCUUGCUGAAACGAUGCAGGAGAACCGGGUUCGCAUGGAAGCUGUCGAGUGGCCCAUGCAGGGUGGACGACGGGCCACCCUCGUGCACUUGGCCAAGCGUCUACGUGGCGUCACGACCACCACAGCCGAGGAGCUCUCUGCUCCUUUCGCGGGAACUUGCUGCCCGCUUUGCUUGGAACUGUGGGAGUCCAUGGCCAAG